This is a messenger RNA of Aspergillus fumigatus Af293, 2823 nucleotides long. RefSeq names its product putative cytoskeleton organization protein (Dec1). Gene Ontology annotation, molecular function: protein-N-terminal amino-acid acetyltransferase activity. NCBI's taxonomy places the organism in Eukaryota, Fungi, Ascomycota, Eurotiomycetes, Eurotiales, Aspergillaceae. Gene Ontology annotation, cellular component: cytoplasm; NatB complex. The record is from RefSeq and is a predicted model, not a curated record. The coding region runs from base 1 to 2823 and encodes 940 amino acids. The transcript has 8 exons. Gene Ontology annotation, biological process: N-terminal peptidyl-methionine acetylation.
AUGUCGGCCACCAACGAUGCCGUGUUUCAUCGGCGGAACAAGCAAAUUCAGGACGCCAUUGAUGGACAGAACUUGAAGCAAGCUCUGCAGCUCAUCGAGAAACGCAUGAAAAAGGGAGAAGACUCGAGAUUUCUCAAGGCGUGGAAAGCGGAGAUCCUAUACCGCCAUGCGGACGACGCCCAUCGCCAGCGCGGCCUCACCGAAACGCUGGAGCUGUGCAAGCUAGAGCCACCAACGACAGAUUUAGACACACUCGAGAUCUUGCAGGAGACGCUACAGAAGAUAGGCGGUCAAGAGGAUACCAUGAGAAGCUUGUGGGAGAAGGCUGCCAAAGCAAAACCACAGGACUUAGAGGUUCAGUUAAGGUGGUUUUCAUAUGCAUUCGAGGCAGACGACUGGAAAUCAGCGCAAAAGGCGGCUAUGAGCCUUCAGAGCAACUUCCCCAAGACGCGGAAAUACUAUUUCUGGGCCAUUUUCCUCAGUUACCUUGUUGCCGUAGACAAGAACAGCUCGGAGGCCGAACGGAAGCUCUUUGGGACGCUGGCUUAUCGUAUGGCCUCCAAAGCCGCAGAUAGCGUCCCCGCUGAUCCAAAAGAGUUGCUGAGCACUCCCAGAGCCAUACAAAACGCCGAGGAGCUUUUACUACUUAUCAAGAUCUGCGAAUCUCAGGGGCGUCACUCGGAGGUUGUAAAGCUCCUUGAUAGCCAGAACUUGGGUCUGAGCUCACGAAUUGUCCAAAACGAUUGGCCUUUCGUUGGAGAAAAGCUCUCUGGAUUGGAGAAGGCCGAGAUGUGGGCUGAGGGUCUCUCAUACGCGAGGGACCUUCUGGCGAUUCCGACUAAUGAAUCAGAGGAGAAGACUCUACAAGAGCGCGACGACUGGGCUGUCUGGAGUUUACUUAUUCAUUCAGUUCAGAAUAUCAAGAACGCAGAAACUACUGCCGAGACCAGGAAGUUCAUCGAUGAGUUCAUCAAAGCUGUUCCCAGAUCACGAAACGCACAAUUGGCCCGCCUUGACUUGAUUGAUUGGAGCUUCAAGUCUGGCAGCCUAAAGAGCCAUGAAUUGAUCACCGCGUGCCAGGAAUACUUUGAUCGAAAUAAGACCAAACUGUAUUGUUUCGUAGAUCUUCGGAAAUAUCUGUCUGAUUUGGAUAAGGCAUCUCUAACAGAGUUCAUUCAAUAUGCGUCUCGGACCGAAGGGAUCCAAGGCGAUGAAAACGAUCCGUUCAAGGACGUCCCGGCGAUCAAUGCUCUGAAACUCGAGUACUGCUUCCUGCUUUCGGCCGACGAGGCCAAUGCCACACAGCCAAAAGUCGAAGAUUAUGUUUCGCGUUGCCUCCAGAUCUUCCGCAGUGCAAAGCGUCCUGAGCGUACCGCAGCCGGCUCGACCAUCGAAAGUCAGCCAAGUGAUGACCUUUGUUUGCUCGCCGCUAUGAGUCUCAUUCGAUUCAGUGGAGGUUGGACCAACGAGAAGCCGGACCAGGUUCCAGACACCAGUCUGAUUCGCGCAGCGGGUAUUCUGGAGCGUCUCUUGCUUGACUCCCCUCAUAAUUAUAACGCGCUGCUGCUGCUCGUCCGGAUUUAUCUUCGCUUAGGUGCAGGAUCCCUGGCUCUUAGGACAUUCAGCAAACUAUCCGUCAAACAGCUGCAGUAUGAGACAGUGGCCCAUAAUCUCUUUACACGGCUAGCAACUAUCCACCCCCAUUCAGCACCGCCAGUUGAAGGUGCAGAAUACAAGGAUUUCUACCCGCAAUCUGCAUUUGUACAAGCCCUCAACUUUUACCGGACUGCGGAUGUCACGACGGUUAGAAACAGGACGAAUGGGUUGGAAUACGGCAGCUAUGCGAAUGUAGAAGGAACCAUUGAUCUUCAGAGACGGCUCAAGCAUAGUAUCUGCCGGAAAAUGUGGGCAUUAGAUGUGAAGCGGUUACAGCGGUUAGCUGGAGGGGACAAUAUGGGCCGAUACAGUGAUUUGGCAAGAGAGACGUCUCCCACGGUAGAUCAACGUGUCUUUGAUGCGUUUAUGAACUGCGAAGCACCUGGCCAGACUACCUUUGAGGAGCGAGUGCGCCUGGGACCUCUGCCUAAGGAACAUUGGGUGAAAUCGGCUCAGUUGACAGAUCAGCUGUUCGAGCUCUUGAAGAACCUUGCUGCUCAGAAACCGGUGUCUGCAGAAUUUGAUGUGCCUAGCCUGGAUGAUCUUCUGAGCUCAGACGCCGAGUCCGAGAUGACCGCUCCUGAAAUAGAGAGCGUCAAGCUACAUGUGAACCUCCUCAAAGUGGCGAAGCUUCUCAGCGGAUCAAAAUCGGUCAAUCCAGAAGAGGUUGACAUCUGCCUAUCGCACGUGGAGCAGUGGCUCGAGUCCAGGUCGAAGGACUUUGCCUUGGACAGCGCGAAACUCUCCCCUGUUAUGUUGAGAACUGCAGUGUUCUUGCGACCGGAAAGUCCCUCGGCUCCAUCGUGGAAGUAUUUACACGACACUUUUCUCGUACUCGAGUCGCUCAAGGCGUUGUCCUUCGUAUAUACAAUCGCAUCAAGAAAGGGUCCCAAGACAGCAAAACUUCCCAAGGACCGUGUCGAAAAAUUGGGUGGCUUGAUUGGGGAAGUCUAUGACAGCGUUAGAGCAAAUAUUCGUGCUCUCAAGUCACGAGUCUCCGAGCCAGGCAUGCUUGGCUCCCUGGUCGACCUCGUUCUGGCUGGUGGUCAGCAACUUCGGACCGAGCUUGAGAAGACGCUUGACAUGCCAGCAGUGGAACUUGUCUGUGGUGAGCUAAUGGAUAGCUGGGAGGAAAACCUGAAUGGAGCACUUUCUGUAAAGUUGUGA